This is a messenger RNA of Pteronotus mesoamericanus, 5327 nucleotides long. RefSeq names its product DIX domain containing 1 (gene DIXDC1). NCBI's taxonomy places the organism in Eukaryota, Metazoa, Chordata, Mammalia, Chiroptera, Mormoopidae. Bases 141 to 2192 code for a protein of 683 amino acids. Gene Ontology annotation, biological process: canonical Wnt signaling pathway. Gene Ontology annotation, cellular component: cytosol. The transcript is spliced from 20 exons. Gene Ontology annotation, molecular function: frizzled binding. The record is from RefSeq and is a predicted model, not a curated record.
AAGUCUGGAUUUCCACUAAGUGGCUUGGGGGACUCUGGAGAAAUCCCAAUGCGCUGAAUCGCGAGCCUUUGUGUGCAGUGGGAGGAGGAGGCGCGGCAGCCUGGCCUGGAGACCCCGCCUGGGAGCCUCAGGCAGGAACAAUGCUAGCGUGCCUUACCCGGGGGAACUUGCUGGACGUCCUGCAGGAGGGCUUCAACGAGCAACAACUGCAGGCAUAUGUGGCCUGGGUGAACGCACAGCUGAAGAAGAGGCCAGCAGUGAAGCCUGUGCAGGACCUGCGGCAGGAUCUUCGGGACGGGGUGAUCCUGGCAUAUCUCAUCGAGAUUGUUGCAGGAGAAAAGCUGAGUGGGGUACAACUGAGCCCUAGAAACCAACAGGAGAUGAAGAAUAAUGUGGAGAAGGUGCUACAGUUUGUGGCCUCCAAAAAGAUUCGUAUGCACCAGACUUCAGCUAAAGAUAUUGUGGAAGGAAACCUGAAGUCUAUCAUGAGGCUGGUCCUUGCCUUGGCAGCUCAUUUCAAACCCGGCUCUGGCAGGACAGUAAGCCAAGGACGGGACUCCAGAGCCCCUGUGCAGAGUCACCAGCCACACUGUGCCACUGCUGUGGCCCAGGGCGCAGCUGCUGCUCUGGCUGAUGUGUGUCAUGACAUGUCACGGUCAGGACGGGAUGUCUUUCGAUACAGACAGAGGAACAGCAGCAUGGAUGAGGAGAUUGAGAAUCCAUACUGGAGCGUGCGGGCUCUGGUGCAGCAGUAUGAAGGGCACCAAAGGUCCCCGUCUGAGUCCAGCUGCUCCAGCCUGACUUCACCCAGUCCUAUCCACAGUGCAAAGAGCGAAUCCAUUAUCACCCAGUCAGAGGAGAAGGCAGAUUUUGUGGUUAUUCCAUCUGAAGGAAUAGAGAACAGGACAGAGGAAGCAGACUCUCCAUUAUCCAGAGACUGGCGACCAGGUAGUCCCACAACCUGUUUGGAGACUUCAUGGGAAGAACAGCUGUUGGAACAACAAGAACAUUUAGAAAAAGAAAUGGAGGAAGCCAAGAAAAUGAUAUCAGGAUUACAGGCGUUGCUGCUCAAUGGGUCAUUACCCGAAGAUGAACAGGAGAGGCCUUUGGCCCUCUGUGAACCAGGAGUCAAUCCUGAAGAACAGCUGAUUAUAAUCCAAAGUCGUCUGGAUCAGAGUAUGGAGGAGAAUCAGGACCUAAAGAAGGACUUGCUGAAAUGUAAACAAGAAACCAGAAACUUACAGGGGAUAAAGGAUGCCUUGCAGCAGAGGUUGACUCAGCAAGACUCAUCUGUUCUUCAGCUCAAACAAGAACUACUGAGGGCAAAUAUGGACAAAGAUGAGCUUCACAACCAGAAUGUGGAUCUGCAGAGGAAGCUAGAUGAAAGGAACAGACUCUUGGGAGAAUAUAAAAAAGAGCUGGGGCAGAAGGAUCGUCUCCUUCAGCAGCAUCAGGCCAAGUUGGAAGAAGCACUCCAGAAACUUUCUGAGGCCAGCAGCCAGCAGGUGGAUCUAGAGCGGGAGCUAGAACACAAAGAUGUCCUUUUGGCUCACUGUAUGAACAGAGAGGCAGAGGAGGUGACCAACUGUAACAGUCACAACUUUCACAGCAAUGGUUUUCUCCCUCCAGUGGCAGGAAAAGGAGCUGCUUCAAUUACUCACAGAGAGACCAGCGACCUGCAGCUUGUGCGAGACGCCCUCCGCAGCCUGCGCAACAGCUUCAGUGGCCAUGACCCUCAACACCACACCAUUGACAGCUUGGAGCAGGGCAUCUCCAGCCUCAUGGAGCGCCUGCAUGUCAUGGAGACACAGAAGAAGCAAGAAAGAAGGGUUCGGGGCAAGUCACCCAGAACUCAAGCAGGUAGUGAAUACCAGGAGUCCUGGCCUCCUAAUUCAAAGUUGCCGCACUCACAGAGCUCUCCAACUGUGAGCAGCACAUGCACUAAAGUGCUGUAUUUCACUGACCGGUCACUUACACCUUUCAUGGUCAAUAUACCAAAGAGGUUGGGGGAGGUGACACUGAAGGAUUUUAAAGCAGCUAUUGACCGGGAUGGGAAUCACCGGUAUCACUUCAAAGCACUGGAUCCUGAGUUUGGCACUGUCAAAGAGGAGGUUUUCCAUGAUGAUGAUGCCAUCCCUGGAUGGGAAGGGAAAAUUGUAGCCUGGGUGGAAGAAGACCAUGGAGAGAAUUAAUGCUGAAUAUAAGAUUGGGGCUUGUGGAACUUGGCACUCCCUGACUGUUUCACUCAGGAAAAGAGGACUAAAACUAGAUUACACUAAGAAGUUUCUAAUUUGUGCUGACAAUAUAGAAGCUUCUCCAAAUGUGACAGCCACAGGUCAGUCCUGUUUCUGUGCCUGGAGUAUGUGGUACUGAAAAUCCCUGUCCAAAUGUAGACCACGAAUUCAUCCGGACUUCCCUAUCCAUGGGAACACAGUGUUUUAUUCUAUUCUGAGGACAACAAACCGAAGGCCUUAACCAAUAGGAAUGGAUGAUCUUGCUCCUGUAGGGGCAUGGCUGCUAUUAUCUGGAACCUAGGAAUUGGAUGCGUCACUCCUAUGUGUUAGUGUUAUUUUAAUUGGCCUCAGUGGUUACAGCAAUUGUACUCAUAGACAAGGUAAAGAUACCAGCUUUUUUGCUUCUUUGAAGCUAUUACAAACCAAGAAUAACUCAUGGGGUGGUACCAAAGAUGAAAGCCACUCCUUAGGAAUCUUCUGGACUGGACAUGGAUGGUGCUGAAUUGUUGAUUAGGUGAAAAAGGGCUGCCCAUGUUGUGCUACAUUGUGCUAAAAUCAUAAUUAAGACCUUGGGCUGCCUCUUGCGUCUUAACUGGUUCUGCAACUUGUCUUUUAGCCCACAGAGGGCAUACUCCAUGCACUGCUAGUUCUCUCUGGGGACUCAACUUUAGAGCCAUUUUCUUCCUUCCAUCUGAUGAACUUUGUAUUUGAAAGGAAUAAGGAGUGAAAGUCUCCUUAAAAAUCCAGGCGGGUAUGGAAAGGUGCUGCUACCCAUAUCUUCUUGACUUUCUUUUUCUCAUGACUUUUUUUUAGCUCAUGGCAUCUCCUUUGUAGUCAAAGGGAGACAGACUUUCAGUAAUUUCAGUAUUUGUGGUUUAUGAAGUAUUGAGCAUGAGUUACUGGUCUGCCCAACUUCAUUUCAAGGCCAGAGUUAUUUUCUGUUACGUAGUUAGUCUAGGUUGAUCCUUUAGGGCACAAUAGAAACCAUGGGGGCAUGGAGCAUGAGUUGUAAAUGGCAGGGUUGAUUCUGGGUGAAAAAACCUAGAAUCCUUUCUCAUGUGCAACAUUGUCAAGUGUAGAAGCUAAAAGAAAAUUGCUAAAUUUCUAGGGAUUACUUAAUAACUUGGGUUUUCUCACUCAUUCAUCGAAACCUCUCAACCAAUCAGCCAUUUCCCUCCAGGGAGGGAAAUUUUUUGCCUCCCAAAAGCAGUCUGCCUGUGACCACCAAUGUACACUGCCAACCAGAAAAGUCGGACAGAUCAGUUCUGGGUUCUUGACCUGUCUGUCUCUAGUCCAUCUACCCUUUUCAGCAUUUCAGUAGACUACAUUUGGAACUGGGAUGACAUUGUGUUGUUUUAUAUAGAUGUGUGUUUUUAAAAUUGUUCAUGUUUGGAGAAUUCUUUUGUACUCAUUUGCUUUUUUUGUCUGAGAACCAUGUCUAUUUUUAUAACUUGAGUGUGAGUUCUGUAUAUUCUCACAUUCUGUAUACAGUAUCCAUUUUCCGGAGAACCCAGUAGCUUUUAUACAGGCUCUUCUCUUCUUAUCAUAUCAGCCCUUAUGGUUUCAGAAUAAGCUUUAUUUUAUUACAAGCAUACUAAUGAUAACUAACUCCUGUUCCAGUUUCACCUGCCAUUUUAGUUGUGGAGGUAGUUUUAUAUAAUCUAUUUGAUUGCUCCUCUAGCAGACAGGAGCUAAAAAGACACCUGAUGUCUUUCAUGUAAGUUUACCUGGUCAUUCUACUGAAGAAUGAUUUCUCAUCAGAAAUGACUGUAAAAGUUUGGGAAAGCCAGUCAAAAGCAAGAAUAAUUCAUUAUGAAAACAAACAGAAGAAAACAGUAUAUUCUCAGUUUCUUUUUUGCAGGAGGCCUGGAGGAAAAGUCCUCAUGUCACUAAUUUGUCUGUUGCAUGAAUUUUAGUGUUUUGCUAUAAGACAGCAUGAGGAUUAUCAAGCCAAAUUCAUUAUUGUAUUUCCAGUACAAUUUAUGUUGAGUGUCUGUCUCUUAAUACAGUUUGUACUUGUCAGUUUUCUUUCAGCAAGCAUUCUUAGCAUCAUGUAGAAUUUACCUUUUAAGAGAAAAUUAAAUCAGAGAAAAAUUUCAAAGUCCUCAGCCUCGUUGUCUUUUAUCUCUACAUCCUUUGGAAAAGGAGCUGUGUGGCCUUAGUGCCUCCACAGAAAGCUGAAGUUGAGUUCGGGGAAGAAAAUGAAAUAGUUUUUUCCCCUUUAGCUCAUUAAUUUCAUAUGCCAGGGGUAAUAAGCUCCCCCAUUACAGGAUAUCACCCCAACAAUUCUUGUGUAAAAUGUGUUGAUAAUCUUCAUUCCCGUUUCUAAAGACAGAGAAACCUUCUGGAGAGGAGUGUGCAUUGAUUCAUUCUGGUUUGAAUAGUCUUCUAGUGGAUACACGGUGGUUGCACUCUAAGAGUCCUGUUGACUUAGACUAUUGUUCACUAGUGGCUUUUGUGUGGGACAGUCCAUCCUGCCACUGCUGAAGUUCUCUUUCUUUGAGAAAACUAAGGAACUAGAAUGUUUAUAGAGUUCAUAAAAUAAGCUCCAAACUCUGUGAGAUUAAAAAAAAAAAACAAACCCUCUUAUAAAAACUAAUUUAGUAGAGAGCUCAAUUCCUUUAAAAGCCUUCAUGCUGUACUUAGUUCCCUAAAUUAGCUGGAAUUGGAACACUUUACAAUUUGUACCUUAAGAAUAUUGUUAAACUUACUUGGAAAUGGCAGUCCUACCUACUGUCCAACUUUUCAGCCCUUUUUUUGACCAGGAUGGUUAUAAAUUGGGGGAGAUAUCUUGUAAUCUACACCCAAUCCAAGAGGACUCUAAUCACUUAAAAGCAUUUAGGUCAUAAUUUUUUUUCUAUAAAAUAAACAUUAUGAUUGCAUACUCCUAUUGUCUGAAUUUAUGUUAGAGGUAUAGCUUGCUUAAAAUAUAUAUGUACAGUUAUAUUUUCUUAGGAAUAUGGAUGUUUGCAACCAUUGCUUUCAAAAAGAUUAUUACUAUGUAUUCCCUCAGUCUUUCAAUGUUUUCAUAAAGACUGUGUUAUACCAGAGGCUUCUGAUUAUCAAAGUGGUAAACAGUUUUAAUGGCCUGUA